Molecule: messenger RNA, 1530 nt
Organism: Tetrahymena thermophila SB210
Lineage: Eukaryota; Ciliophora; Oligohymenophorea; Hymenostomatida; Tetrahymenidae
Product: FHA domain protein
Exons: 1
Molecular function (GO): protein binding
Source: RefSeq, a predicted model, not a curated record
AUGAAAGUAGUAACUCGGAAGAAUGAAAGUUCUUAAGGAUUUUCUUCAACUGGUUACGAAUCUUUUUCAAUUACGAAUAGUACUCCAGGUUAAAAUAAACAUGAUUUAUUGUAUUUAUUUAAAAAACUUAACGCUAAUCAAAAAUAUAUUGAUAUUCUGAUUGCCAACAAUUAUAAAUAUGAUGAUUUUGAAAAGCUCUCCGAGGAGGAGUUCGCUUAAAAAUUCUUUCCUGAAAAUAAAGAGGAGCUUGAGAAGUUAGAAGAAAUAUUUAUAAAACUAAAAAGCGAAACACUUCCCGAGAGCUGUGAGAUGGAGAGAGUCAUCUCAGUGAGUAAUUCUGGAAUCGAUGAUGAUCAUAGCUAAAACUAUAGUAAUAACUUUAAUAUGUAUUAGUAAUUUGGGUAAUUUAAUUUUAAUUAGCAGCUCAAAAGCUCAAGCAACAACAUAAAAAAUGGAAGCUAUAAUAUAAAGCAAAGCUCACUCUUAAAUGGGUUAAAUAAUUUAGGUAAUUUUAACGAGUAUUCGCAAUAUUAAUUUGAACCUGUAAAUAGUAAUAAUAACAACAACCACAACAACUAAAGAGAUUAAAGUUUAGCAUUACCUCAAAGUGUUGCUAAUUUAUCAUAGACUAAAUUUUAUAAUGUAAAGCAGCUACCUUACAACCCUUUCGAAUUUAGCACCACCACAUACAUAACAUCUUCUAUUACUUCUUCUCCUUAAAGAGAUUUUAUGCAUACUUCUUCAAACUCUAAAAUAAACCCUUCCAUGGCGAAUGCCGUCCUCAAUAAAUUAAAUUAAAUUGCAGAUGUAAUCUACAAAAAUAAUACAAUGUUUAUUGAUGACAUUUCUUUUAAAAAUAACAUCUUAAAAUCUCACAUGUUUUUGAGGAUAAGCGAAAAGUCAAACCCUGAAAAGUAUAUUACCAAAUACAGUAGAAUCCUGUACUUUGGAGAUCAAAUUAAAAUAGGAAGACAUUCAUAAAGCGACAUAGUAUUGAAUUCUGAUUAGGUUUCCCGUAACCAUGCAAUUAUACAUGCUAUAGAUGAUAAGUAUUAUGUUAAAGACCUAGGAAGCUCUUCAGGUACAUAUGUAAAACUGAAGGCAGAUUAGUAGUAUCAAGUAGUUCCAAGUUCUAUAUUUAGGUGUGGAAUUACUGAAUUUAAAAUUACAAGAAUGAUUCUUGAAGAGGAUAUGGCAAAAGUUUAAAUUUAAAUUAUUAUGGGAAAUAAAAAAAACACAGUUUUUGAUUUUGAUGUUUCAAUAAAGCAAUCAAAAACUUGUGUAAUAGGAACUAACAUACAAUGCGAAAUUAGUGCAAUUGAUAAUAUUAUGGAAAAAUUUCAUGCUUCUCUCAGCUUCAAGAAAGGUUCUGUUUAUUUGACAGAUCUUACAUCUGCAUCAGGCACUUGGAUUCGCUUAUCCCAUUAGGGUAAGGAAAGUGAAGACGUUUAAUUACUGGAUGGUCAAAUAAUUUCUAUUUCCCCAUACCUAAUCACAGGAUUUAUACAUAGCAAUUCUAAAGUAGCGUGA